AUGGCCGAAGACACUAUUCUAGAAGGAGAAAACGAUGGUUCCCUUCCACUCGAUGAGAAGGGACCCGAGAACUACCCAGCCAACGAGAACCCUCUGGAACGCGAAUUGUCUGGUAAUAGAGACCCUGAGAACACCUCGGCCAGAUCCGUCGACUCCUCCAUCCCAGAUGAGAAGCUUUUUCCAGAAACAGAUCUUGCGCGUGGAAUCGUAGGAUGGGAAGGACAGGAUGACCCUGCCAAUCCGCAGAAUUUUACUCCAACGCGGAAAUGGACUUUACUCGCACUCAUCAGCGCAAUCACCUUUAUUUCACCACUCGCUUCGAGUAUGUUCUCGCCGGCUGUGGGAUAUAUGAGUGCGGAUUUUGGAAUAUCGAAUGAAAUACUGCUAUCAUUCAGUGUUACCAUUUACCUUCUCGGCUACGCGUUCGGCCCCCUUCUCCUUGCCCCUCUAAGCGAAAUCUACGGUCGUCGAGUAGUACUUAGCGGUGCAAAUUGGUUUUUCGUGGUGUGGCAAAUCGGAUGUGCCCUUGCGCCGAACAUUGAAGGCUUGAUCAUCCUCCGAUUCUUGGCGGGAAUUGGUGGAUGCGGGUGUCUGACCUUGGGAGCUGGCGUGAUUGCAGACUUGUUCCCACGAGAAAAGCGCGGCAUGGCGACGUCCCUGUGGAGUAUGGGUCCGCUGAUAGGGCCGGUGGUUGGUCCUAUCUGUGGCGGGUUUGUUGGCGAGGAAAUCGGUUGGCGCUGGAUAUUCUGGAUUUUAUUGAUUGUUGGAGGGGCACUUUCCCUUGGGAUCGAAUGUUUCAAUCAAGAGACCUAUGCCCCGGUCUUAAUACGGUGGAAAACAGCCCAACUCAUGAAAGAUCUCGGCCGAACGGAUUUGCGUAGUGCAUAUUCGUCGGACAUAAAAGGUGAGAACCCAUCUGUAUGGCAGGUUCUUCGCCAGGGUAUGAGACGACCGUUUCUCCUUCUCUUCAAAUCACCUAUUGUCUUGCUUCUGUGCACAUAUAUGUCCUUUAUAUACGGACUGUUGUAUCUAUUCUUCACCACUAUCACGUCCGUCUUUGAAAGCCAGUACGGCUUCUCCACAGGCUUGGCAGGUCUCGCCUACCUGGGCAUUGGGAUUGGAUUUUUCACCGGCCUCGUAUUGAUCGCGGCUACAAGCGACAAGAUUGUCAUCAAGCUGACUGCUCAAAACAAUGGUAAAUUUGAACCAGAGAUGCGUCUACCCACCAUGAUUUUCUUCAGCGCUCUUUUACCGAUUAGCUUUUUCUGGUAUGGAUGGGCUGCUGAUAAAAAUGUGCACUGGAUUGUACCCAUUAUAGGCAUGAUGCCGUUCGGCAUCGGCAUGAUGGGCACCUUUAUGCCCGUACAGACCUACUGCAUCGAUUGUUACCCGGUAUAUGCUGCAUCUACAAAUGCUGCUUUAACAGCCACUCGCUCCCUUGUGGGUGCGCUCCUACCGUUGGCAGGACCGAAAAUGUUUUCCAGCCUUGGCCUUGGAUGGGGGAACUCUUUGCUUGGAUUCCUUGCACUAGCUUUUGUUCCAGUGCCUAUCCUUUUCCAUCGAUAUGGAAAAGUUAUCCGGGAGAAGUUCCCUGUCAACUUGAGCUAG
This is a messenger RNA of Talaromyces proteolyticus, 1608 nucleotides long. RefSeq names its product putative MFS multidrug transporter. NCBI's taxonomy places the organism in Eukaryota, Fungi, Ascomycota, Eurotiomycetes, Eurotiales, Trichocomaceae. The record is from RefSeq and is a predicted model, not a curated record. Gene Ontology annotation, cellular component: membrane. The transcript is spliced from 2 exons. Gene Ontology annotation, molecular function: transmembrane transporter activity. Gene Ontology annotation, biological process: transmembrane transport. Bases 1 to 1608 code for a protein of 535 amino acids.